Fusarium sp. VM40 is the source of this 558-nucleotide messenger RNA. The record is from the annotation of a GenBank genome assembly. NCBI's taxonomy places the organism in Eukaryota, Fungi, Ascomycota, Sordariomycetes, Hypocreales, Nectriaceae.
AUGAAGAGGCUUCAUUUGACCCGCGGCUUUUGCAUUGAGGGUGACGACGAGGAUAUUUGGGCCCAGGGCCACGAGUCCAUGCUGUACAGGAUGAAAUUUGAGCAAUGUGUGCUUGAUGGGCCCUUCUUGAAGCACGCACUACGUUGCUGCAAGAAUCUGGGCGAGCUAUUUCUCUCUCUCUUAGACCGCUUCCCCAGCCAGGGAAGAUAUAGGGUGAGUAUAGAUUUGGACAUGUAUGGGGAUGCCUUGAGAGAUUUCGGACAUAACCUUGUCAAGCUCGCUCUGUCCGGUUUCAACAGCAGUGCGUAUGCGAUUGUAGGCAAGAUCGGAUCUCUUCGACAGCUGGAGCGCCUGACAUACCUCGAAAUCGAGAGGCAAGUGCUUGGCGGUCACGAAGAAAACAAAAUGCCCAUUGCGGAAGUUUUGCCUCUCUCCUUGGAGUGUUUUCGUUGCUGUAUACAACGACACGAUGUUGGGUUAGUGUGGCAAGAAAAGGUCUCCGAGUUGGAAGACGAAAUGAUGCAUUUGAUUGAUAGCGGAAGAUUUCCUAAACUAUAA